This is a messenger RNA of Gambusia affinis (western mosquitofish), 5647 nucleotides long. It is a transcript of the gene ssh1a, whose product is annotated as slingshot protein phosphatase 1a. Gene Ontology annotation, cellular component: cytoplasm. Gene Ontology annotation, molecular function: actin binding; protein tyrosine/serine/threonine phosphatase activity. The record is from RefSeq and is a predicted model, not a curated record. Gene Ontology annotation, biological process: actin cytoskeleton organization; protein dephosphorylation; negative regulation of actin filament polymerization. Bases 163 to 3243 code for a protein of 1026 amino acids. The transcript has 15 exons. Lineage: Eukaryota; Metazoa; Chordata; Actinopteri; Cyprinodontiformes; Poeciliidae.
AGCUCUUCCUGCACACGCACACACACACUGAGUCCCAUCCUGCAAGAUAAUUGCCUCCCUCCUCCACACCCCGUUAGUCCCGGCAGCUAGCUGCAGCUAGCUGCAGCUCUCCAGGCCACAGCGGCCGCCUCGGUGUCGGUGCAGCAUCCGCAGCCUCCAGCCAUGGCGUUGGUAACGUUGCAGCGGUCCCCGACUCCGAGCGCCGCGUCCACCGCCAGCACAGCGACCACGACUGCGGGGGAGGACUUCGGGAGUGACGAUGAACGGCGAAUAAAUCAGAGUUUGAGCGAGAGCUUCUUCAUGGUGAAGGGCGCCGCUCUCUUCUUGCAGCAAGGAAGCAGUCAGCAAGGCCAAAAAGCACAGCCUCCUCACAAACAUGCAGGUGAACUACCUCAGCACCUGCAGGUGAUGAUAAACAUUCUCCGCUCCGAGGACCGAAUCAAACUGGCGGUGCGUCUGGAGAGCGCGUGGUCGGAUCGGGUGCGGUACAUGGUGGUGGUGUACACCAGCGGGCGACAGGACACAGAGGAGAACAUCCUUUUGGGGAUCGACUUCACCAACAAAGACUGUAAAAGCUGUUCAGUCGGCAUGGUGCUACCUCUUUGGAGCGACACAAAGAUCCAUCUGGAUGGAGACGGGGGCUUCACUGUGAACACAGCAGGUCGGACUCAUGUUUUCAAGCCCGUGUCGGUGCAGGCGAUGUGGUCGGCGCUGCAGGUGCUACACAAGGCUUGUGAGGUGUCGCGCAGGUUUAACUACUUCCCUGGAGGCAUGGCCCUCACCUGGAUGGGAUACUAUGAGAGCUGCAUCGCUUCUGAGCAGAGCUGCAUCAACGAGUGGAACGCCAUGAAGGACUUAGAAACCACGCGGCCAGACUCACCCAUCAUGUUUGUCGACAAGCCUUCAGAGAGGGAAAGGACGGAGUGCCUUAUUAAAUCCAAACUAAGAAGCAUUAUGACCUCCCAGGACCUUGAGAACGUCACCUGCAAACAGAUCCGAACUGAGCUGGAGCAGCACAUGAACUGCAACUUGAAAGAAUACAAGGAGUUCAUUGACAACGAGAUGCUGCUGAUUCUCGGCCAGAUGGACAAAGCCACUCUCAUUUUUGACCAUGUCUACUUGGGAUCUGAAUGGAAUGCAUCUAAUUUGGAGGAGCUGCAGGACACAGGGGUGGGCUACAUCCUCAACGUUACCAGGGAGAUCGACAACUUCUUCCCAGGGACGUUCUGUUAUCACAACAUCCGCGUUUACGACGAAGAGGCCACGGAUCUCCUUGCUCACUGGAACGACACGUAUAACUUCAUCAUGAAAGCAAAAAAGAACGACUCAAAGUGUCUCGUCCACUGUAAGAUGGGCGUCAGUCGCUCUGCCUCCACCGUCAUUGCUUAUGCCAUGAAGGAGUACGGCUGGUCUCUGGAGAAAGCGUAUAACUUUGUGAAGCAGAAGAGGAACAUCACACGACCCAACGCAGGUUUCAUGAGGCAGCUGGCAGAGUAUGAGGGCAUUUUAGAUGCCAGCAAACAGAGGCACAAUAAGCUGUGGCACCCGGACGCAGACUGUGAGAUGGCCGAGGGUCAGCAGGGUUUGGCUCCGUUCUGUGGAGGAGAGGACGGGGGGGAUCCCACUGCAGACCCACAGAUGUCUCCCUGCUGUGAGGAGGGGUCCUCUGACAAAGGCGCCGCCUGCUCAUCCCCAUGCAGGACUGUUGCUCUCGACAUCGACCCCGCCUACAACAACUACUACUUCCGCCGGCUCUCUGACUCGGCCCUUGACAGCGAGCCGUCAACGCCUGUACGUGGGCCUCCUCUUCUCAGCAUGGAAAAAGUCUUCAUAGAAAUCGAGGACGUGGAGAGAGACGCCCUGCUGGACGACGAGGCUUUCCAUGGGCGGGAAGGCCUGCCGCUCCCUCACUUUGGACCUACAGCAGAGGGCACCGCUGCCCAGACCUGCAGCCGGGGACCCGAACCCCUGGAGGAGCUUCGCCUGAGGCUGGAGUUCAGCACAGUGGAGGAGGAGAACGAGGAAGACGUGCAAAAGGAGGAGGCAGAGAUGGAGGUGUUGAUGCAGCCAGAUGACAGAGGGGGCGGUGAAGGAGACGGUGGUGAGACCCAGGAUGUGGAGGUCGAAGGCGAUGCGGAGGGGUUUGGGAUGGAUCUGGCGUCCCUUAAUGACAAUUCAAACAACAACAAUCAUUUGAGCCUUCUACAAAACCACAAGGACACAUUUUCCUCCUUGCUUCUUCAGAGAGAUGCUUCUCUGGUGUCUGGGUCUCAUCAGAAAAAGCAUUCUUCUUCUCCAGCUUCUGAGCUUCUCCUUAAUGCCCGCCCUCCUUCUGAGGUCCAAAGUCCUUCAUUGCGUCGUUCUGAAGGCGUUUUGACUUCAGCUGGACUUCUGAGCCCCUGUGGUCCUCAGUGUGACUGUGCCAACUGUGCAGCCUCUGCCACUGCUCUGCCGUCCUCAGAGGAGCAGCAGUCAGCGGAGGCUGAGGACGGCAGCCAUUUGCUUCGAGACAGCCAGUCUGAAUCUGCCUCGGAUGUUCUCCCUGAGCUGAUGAGAGCCGAUUUUGAGGAAGAGACGCCCGCAGUGGCUUGUUACCUUGGCCAACAGCAGGAGAGCCUUGUGCAGCUGCGUCAGUCUGGCCUGGUCCGGCGUCGGGCAGAGAGGCUUGAGAGGCUUUCAGGAAUGUCCCUGCAGGAAUGCCAGAAGUCUAAGAGGUGUCCUUCUCACAACGAGGAAAAGGAGGAGUUCUCCAGUUUUACCGGGGAUUUCGCUAAAACUUCAACCCCGUGCCAAGUGCGGUUAGAGCCACUGGUAGUGCCGCUGACCAACGAAGCCUUGUUGGGGGUGGUGGGUUCAGGGCUCCUCACGCCCACCUCCUCCCCUCACGGCUCCACGCUGACACGGAGCUCCAGCAGCGACAGUCUGCGCAGCGUGCGGGGGAAACCCGGCCUCGUGCGUCAGAGGGCGCAGGAGAUCGAGACGCGCUUGCGGCUGGCAGGCCUAACCGUGCCCUCCAGGCUGAAGCGCUCCAACUCGCUGGCCAAGUUGGGAAGCCUAAACCUCUCCUCCGAUGACCUGUGUUCGGCCUGUUCUUCAGACGCAGGGACGCUGCUGCUCCUCUCGCUGUCCCCAGAGCCGGACCAAGGCUUAGAGUGGGACCCUCCAACCGCCUCGUCGUUGUCCAGACCCGGCAAGAACCUGCUCACUCCAGGAAGAGCAUUUCCAAGUGAGCCCAGGAGCUGACAAAUCAAGUGGGACUCAUACAUGCUCCACUCACCUUCCCUUCUGUUGCGCCGUGUGGUUGUGAAGGGCUGCACCUAUCCCGGAGAAAAGCGAGUCGAAACUGAGCAAACACAAACACAAUGCCAACACUUACACAAGGAGGCCACAACGUUUCUCAAACUGCUGUUCAUAGCGAUCAAAGUCAUACUGCUGUAUCUGACAAACCUGUUAAGCCAUCAGAUCACCUCUAACUCUGAAUCACAGACAAACAAGUGCCUUAACCAAGAGACCUGAGGCACAGAUCUGUGUGACAGAUUGCACGCUGAGACGGUACCAGGCGCUCUGUGACCUUUAACCUGGUUUCCAGCAGCUCCUGCUUUACCUGUCAGGUUUAAAGUUAGAGCCUGCAUUGAUGAACUUUGGUGGAAGCAGAAUUGUUUUGACGACUGUUUUUUUGUUUUUGUUUUUCUUGUUGUUUUUUUUAAAGGUUACCUCAUGUUGCAUUCAGGGAGUUCCUGUCCAGAAUAUUUCAGGAUUUUUGAAGUGAGAUUCUGCAGUGAGGCCAAAAGCAGUUAAUUAAUAUUUUAUUUCUCGUAGAAAUGGUAACUCUGUCGGAGUCUUGGUGUAAAACACUGCACUGUUACGGCAACUAUUACUCAAACACCUGGCAUUUAGGCAAAAAUUAGUUGAUAGGAAAUGAGACAUUUUUAAAAGAAUAAUAAAACGAUGCAAGAGGAGCAUCCCUUCCAAAAAAUAAACUAAACUAUUCUAUCUAUUUAUAUGUUACAGUGGAUUUAUGCCAUUCUUGAUAAUCGGUUGAAAUUUUAGUAGACCUACAGCAUUCAAAUCCUUAUAAUAAUCGCUGACCAGCUUUUUGCAUGUUUCAGGUUUUUAAGGUUUUAAUAUUUCCAAGUUUUCAGUACUUGGUCUUAAAUUUCAUUUUGUCAUGUCUAAUAAUCAUUUUGAAAUCUUUAUGGUCAUAAAACGUUUUACAUUUAAACCCACUGAAGCUUACAGAUCCCUUGUGUCUUUCAUGUUGGGGUUAUUUAGCCUGAAACGAUCAACAGGAAAUUGAGAUAGGAGGCGGUGUGCCACAAUGAGCUUCCCCAUGAAACAAGUACUAAGAACGUAACAUGUCACACAUUUUUAUUCAGAGACAGCAGAAGCAGAGUAGAAACCAAAAUAUGUAUAUAGCAUGCAGUUUUGGCAAUCAGACAAUUAUCCUGCCUGGAAACCUUUAAAUGCUCUGUUCUCAGUUGGUGUUUCACACAGGAAGGUCAUUAGUGGUGCGCAUCCUCUUACCUCUGUUUUCUGUGACAUGAACAUGGCGCCUGUGUUAAUAACCACCCAGUGCAAACAAGAAAACAGUUUAAAGUUUUAUCAGUUUCAUAAACUGCUUUGAUGUUCUUGAGAUUAGAAUUGUUUUAAGAGGAUAAAAUAUUGCUGGUUUGGCCUCCGAGACCAUCUAAACUGGAUUUAUAUUAAAUGAACAGAACCUCGCUUCAAAAGUCCUGAACUAGUCCUUUAAUUGGACUUCUUUCACUAAUGCUUGGUUAGAGUGAGGACAUUAUUGUUGUUUUUUUUUUUUAACUAAUGUGUAAUCUAUUAAUUACACUUGUGUGUGAAUGGGAGUGGGAAGAGAAACAACCGUUGCCAGAGGCAUACUUGCUGUUUUCAACAACCAGAACAGAAUCUUUUCUGAGUUUGUUGUUCCUUUUGCACUGCUUUUUGUUACCGAGUCGAUUCUGGCGAGCUAUCUUCCAAAAUAACAUGGGAGUAAUGUUAUUAAGCUCAUCAUUUCCUACAGUGUACAAUAUUUUGGGGGGGAGCGUAGUGACAAGAAGUCACGCAGCAUGGCUUGAGAUCAAAAUAAAAAUGGCUAGUGUGAGAGUUACAUCUCCCAUUUGUGUGCACAUUCCUGACGUUUAAAAAUAAAUAAAAAAAAUCCAGUGGAAACUCUACCUGUAAGCAUUCUCUGGCUUAAAUUCAGUUAAAGUGCUGCCAAUUUCUCUAAGCUCAUUUGUGCUUUUCAAAGUGUGGGAGACCAAAGUUAUUUUUUGCCGUCUUAACAAAUUGAGAGCUGUACGAAAUAUGUGAAUCCUAAUGUCAAUCGCGUACAUAUUUAAAUGCUGUCACCUCUUUAUUUGCACCUUUCAGAGUAGUCAAACAGAAUCUGAGGAGUCACGGGGCUCAUAGCUGUUAGGCUUUUAUGCUCAUAUCAUCAGUGAGUUUUAAAGCACUUAUGACGACGUUCACAAUAGGUUACUUCACAGUUUUGUAACCUUUUUCUUUUUAUAUUUUAAUUAUGCAGUAAUUUUUGUACUGUGCAUUGCUGUAGUUUGAAUGCAUAUUGCACUUUUUAUGUUGGUAAGCAAAUAAUGUACUGUAUGUGCUAAUUAUGAAAAUAAAAUCCUCUUUUACAUAA